Molecule: messenger RNA, 1957 nt
Organism: Monomorium pharaonis (pharaoh ant)
Lineage: Eukaryota; Metazoa; Arthropoda; Insecta; Hymenoptera; Formicidae
Product: DNA-directed primase/polymerase protein
Exons: 4
Coding region: 555-1880 (441 amino acids)
Biological process (GO): mitochondrial DNA replication; replication fork processing; response to UV
Cellular component (GO): mitochondrial matrix; nucleus
Molecular function (GO): chromatin binding; DNA-directed DNA polymerase activity
Source: RefSeq, a predicted model, not a curated record
UCUCUCUUUUAUAUAAAUAUUUGUUUACUAUAUAUAAAAUAAAUAUUUAAACGUAAUAAUAUAAAUAGUAAUAGUUUAAGAUUAACUCAUGUAUGCAUCUUUAAAAUUUUAUUAAAAUUUGUCCACCAGAAACUCUAUGCUUGCAACGCUUACGAGCAUAUUAAUCCUUGUUUAAUAUUUCAUAACAAUAAGGGUAAACUGAUUUCAAGAUUCGAGCCUAUUAAUUGCGAUUGUCACAAGAGACCAUCAUAGAGACCGGGGUUUCCAGAUUGAAGAUACUGUUCAUAUAAAAAUCGAAUGGAGGGAAAGCGCAUAGAAUAUUUUUAUAUGUAAAAGCGCUUUCUGCGCUUUCCUUCCAUUCGACUCUCACGUGAACAUGUGUGGACAUUAGCUGAAAUUGGCGGGAAACGCCACGAUCAGCUGUUCCGCUUCUACGGUAUAUUUACAUAUCGUGAUCGUGAAAGACAAUACACUGCACGCUUGAAGUCGUGACAGAACGUGGACAGUAAUCGCGCAAAUUUCGUUACAAUCGCAUCAAUUUUAUUCCGAUCGAAAUGGUUCCAAUUUCCCCGAACAGAUUUUACGGCAAGAUACAACACAAGCGAUCACUAUCCAGGUCUAACAUUUGCUGGGUGAAACAGUAUCGGGUUAUGCCUUCGCACAUAUUAGGCCCGACUCAGUAUUGGCAGGAGUUUUACAAACAGGCUGAUGCACUGGCUGCGGCUGCCGAACACAGCACCAGAACGGACACGCUAUGCACCUUCGUGUACGAGCGGCCCAGUGACGGUGGUCGCAGAUUCGUCGUUGUGCAUCCGGAGGUCUAUUGGUGGUAUUACAAAAUCAAGCCACAAGAAGAGAGAUGCUCGUACGAGAUAAUACCAAAGAAUUCACCAUGUUGGUUAUACUUGGACUUAGAAUAUCCACUUGAGCUAAAUCCACUUUGUAAUGGACCACGCAUGACCAAGACGCUGAUAGAUAUCAUACGAGCGUACUUGCUCAAUCAUUAUCAUCUGUUAUGCGACAGAAGUAACUUUCUAAUAUUGGAUUCUACGUCCAUUAAGAAAUUCAGCAGGCACGUGAUUUUUACUAUGAAAGAUAUGGCAUUUAAGGACAACUCACAUGUUGGAAAGUUUAUUAAAACCAUAUGCAACGAUAUUCUGCUUUACUUGAGGUCAGACAUGCCAAUACAUGGAAUUCUGAAUCACUUUAACAAGGCAGAUAUUCAGGAGAUGUUAGUGAUGACACAACAUGGUGAAAAAUUGUUUAUUGAUAAUGGCGUUUAUACGAAGAAUAGACAUUUCAGACUGUAUCUAUCUACCAAAUGGGGAAAACAAUCAUACCUAACAGUCUCUGCAGAUUGUGUGCACAACGCAGUGAACAAGUGCAAAGAGAAGGAGCUAGGAAUCUUCCUGGAUUCUCUGAUAUCGUAUUUUCCAAACAAGCAGAAUUUAAUUCUACUCGAAUUUGUUAAUCGAAGCGACGUAAAAGCUCAACUUUACUUGAAAACACCAAUGCGAUCCAUUAAAAGCGAGGAAAACGACCAGACCUCACCAUAUCCUGAGAUAGAUAGGUACAUUCGCAGUCUCAUUGACCCUGGCAAGAUACGUAUUGUUAGGUAUUUGGAAAAAACACUGAGAUAUGAAAUUUACGGCAACAGGUACUGUGAAAACAUUGGCAGGUAUCAUAAAAGCAAUAAUGUAUAUUGGAUUGUGGAUUUAAAUACAAAACAGAUAUUUCAGAAAUGUCACGAUGAGGAUUGCUCAGGUUUUACAUCUACACCGAAGAAUUUACCAGAAGAGAUUUUAUUUCAAUUAGACAUAGAAGGUGACACUUUUAUGUCUCAUGCAAUAAUAGAUGAAAAUAAUAUAAAAAGGAUAUAAAGAUUAUAUACGUUUUUAUAAAUAUAUAACUUGUAUUUUUUUAAAAAUAUAUAAACGUUUUUAUUUGUCCUGCAAAA